AUGGGCGGUGCUGUGAGUGCUGGUGAGGACAACGAUGAACUCAUGGACAAUCUGAAGGAAGCCCAGUACAUCCGGACGGACUUAGUAGAGCAGGCUUUCCGAGCUAUCGAUCGAGCAGAUUAUUACCUUGAAGAAUUUAAAGAAAAUGCGUACAAAGACUUGGCAUGGAAGCAUGGAAACAUUCAUCUCUCAGCCCCUUGCAUCUACUCAGAGGUGAUGGAGGCUCUGGAUCUUCAGCCUGGGCUCUCAUUUCUCAAUUUGGGCAGUGGUACUGGCUACCUCAGCUCCAUGGUGGGCCUCAUUCUAGGUCCUUUUGGUGUGAACCAUGGGGUGGAGCUUCAUUCAGAUGUGACUGAGUAUGCCAAGCAGAAACUGAAUGUCUUCAUCAGAACAAGUGAUAGUUUUGACAAAUUUGACUUCUGUGAACCUUUGUUUGUAACUGGCAAUUGCCUAGAGAUUGCUCCAGAUUGUUGUCAGUAUGAUCGUGUGUGUUGUGGAGCAGGUGUGCAGAAAGAACACGAAGAGUACAUGAAGAAUCUUCUUAAAGUUGGAGGGAUCCUUGUCAUGCCCUUGGAAGAGAAGUUGACCAAGAUAACACGCACAGGCCCCUCUGCUUGGGAAACAAAAAAGAUUCUGGCUGUUUCCUUCGCCCCUCUGGUCCAACCCUGCCGUUCGGAGUCAGGACAACCCAGACUUGUUCAGCUACCACCACUGGCUGUGCGCAGCCUGCAGGACCUGGCCAGACUUGCUAUCUGUGGCAGCAUCAAGAGGGCUAUGCGCCAGGAAGCCACCAGAGGAGGUGGACUGAAGAGCACACCUAUGUUUAAAAGAAGGCGACUUCGUCGUGGGCGAAUGGAGACCAUUGUCUUUUUGGACAAAGAAGUCUUUGCCAGUCGAAUUUCCAACCCCUCUGAUGACACCAGCUGUGAGGAUGCAGAGGAGGAUCGGCGGGAAGUGGCAGAGAGGACCUUACGGGAGGCCAAGACUGAGCCACCAGUAAACUUCCUUCGCCAGAGGGUAUUGCGCCUCCCAUUGCCCGACCCCCUGAAGUACUACCUGCUGUAUUACAGGGAAAAGUGAGCUUGUGGGAGAGUGGGACCAGGAUACCCAGAACAAACCGCUGGCCAGGUACACGUGUCUUUUCCCUUCAUUGGUUCCUGACUAUCCUCUAAAACUUUCAUGCAAUGGUGUGAUUUAUUUAAGCACAAUCCAACAAGAAACUUCAUUGAAUUAUUUUCCUCAGUGGCGGGGGUGGGGUGGGGUGUGCAUCUUGUUGGUUUUGCUGUAAUUUGAACUCACUGGGACCUGCAUGAUAUCUGCUCCUCAUGCAGGCAAACUUAUACAUUGAGGCUGGAACUGAAUUGUAUUGGAUCCUGUGUGAAGCAAGGGGCAUGUUUGGAAAGGUGUGAGGGCAUCUUUGGGUGUGACAUACCACUAUUCAGCUUGAAUUUAUGUCGUGAUUCUAUUGCUGGCACUGAGUUCAUCUGACUUUUGUUGUUUUCUAGGUUGGGAAAUGUUGGAAAGCCUCUCUUAUUUUAAUCAAAUCUUAUGUGAAAUAUCAACUUGAAAUUUUUAAAAGGAAAAGAAAAUGAGAUGCAGGAGGAAGAGGAAUAAAAUAUAAAACUGCCAGACGUCUUUCUGAAAUUUCCAAAGGCUUCUAAGUAGUUGACCCUCUCUCCCUCAUGCCCUCUGUUACUUGAUAGGAACCACCAUCAAGUAAUCUCUUACAGGAUAGUCUAAAAAGAAAACAAGUUUUUCUUACUUAAAAAAAAUGUGUGAGUGAUAAACUAGUCACUGAAUUGCAAAGACCAGAACAGGUUUCUAAGGUAUUUAAAUGGGAAUUUUCAGAGCAAGUAGAGAGACUGCAGGGUGUUACAGACAGCCCCCUCCCUGCAUACUUCUUGACUUUAGUUUGCUAUCUUUCUGUGAUCAUACUAGAGUAUCAAUUCAUAGAUUUUUAUCUUUUAUAAUUCUGGAAAAAAAUUGUUAGUUUUGUAAAUUUUCUUAAGAACAGAUAUAUGUAUUUUACUAGCUCCAUUGCAUUAGAGCAGUUUAACCCAGUGAGUUGUGAAAUUUAUUAUCUCCAGGGUGUUGGUGUUGAGAACUAUCAAUAUUUUUUUUUAAAAAGCAACCUUUCUGGCUGUCAGAGGGCAGGACUUGAAGUUACAUUGCUGAUUCCAAAAGCUGGCUCUUA
This is a messenger RNA of Microtus oregoni (creeping vole), 2194 nucleotides long. RefSeq names its product protein-L-isoaspartate O-methyltransferase domain-containing protein 2-like. Gene Ontology annotation, cellular component: cytoplasm. NCBI's taxonomy places the organism in Eukaryota, Metazoa, Chordata, Mammalia, Rodentia, Cricetidae. The record is from RefSeq and is a predicted model, not a curated record. Gene Ontology annotation, molecular function: protein-L-isoaspartate (D-aspartate) O-methyltransferase activity. The transcript is spliced from 7 exons. Gene Ontology annotation, biological process: protein modification process. The coding region runs from base 1 to 1080 and encodes 359 amino acids.